Molecule: messenger RNA, 618 nt
Organism: Lytechinus pictus (painted urchin)
Lineage: Eukaryota; Metazoa; Echinodermata; Echinoidea; Temnopleuroida; Toxopneustidae
Product: leucine-rich repeat-containing protein 70-like
Exons: 2
Coding region: 1-618 (205 amino acids)
Molecular function (GO): protein binding
Source: RefSeq, a predicted model, not a curated record
AUGUGCCAUAGCACCGAAACUCAACGUUCUUCGCCAUGUCAUCGUAAAUGUUCAUACGUCGAGGCUUUUCAGCAGGCGAACUGUGAAUACAGAUCAUUGGAUACGAUACCAAUUGAAUGCAAUGCUGCUUCAUAUCUAUCGCUUCGUUACAACCACAUCUCUAGAAUACGACCUGUGAUUUUUAGAGGUUUUCUUUUUCUAAAAUACAUCUUGCUGUCAAACAACAACAUAUCACGUAUUGAAGCAAAUACAUUCAUCGGGGCACCUCAACUUAUGUCAAUCAAGCUUAACUACAACAAUCUUCAGGUGUUCGAUCGCUACGCGCUGAACGGAACGCAAAACCGACUUCGAGAUAUCUACUUAAGUAGGAACUCAAUGACAGUCGUCGAGAACGGGACCUUUCAACACGUACCAAAACUCAGUGUCAUUGAUCUACACCGAAAUCGCUUAUCUCAACUGGCUUCCGGUGUCUUCCAACAUUUAAAGAACCUCGAACGUCUUUUCCUUGGCAUGAACAAACUGGUUAAUCUUCCUGAGGAUAUCUUCAAAAACAUUUCAUCCUUGGUCUACCUAGACCUGUCUUACAACUCUUUCCAUCGAUCUCUUUGCACAUAUUGA